Molecule: messenger RNA, 3435 nt
Organism: Thalassophryne amazonica
Lineage: Eukaryota; Metazoa; Chordata; Actinopteri; Batrachoidiformes; Batrachoididae
Gene: notum1a
Product: notum, palmitoleoyl-protein carboxylesterase a
Exons: 11
Coding region: 255-1745 (496 amino acids)
Molecular function (GO): hydrolase activity
Source: RefSeq, a predicted model, not a curated record
CACAAGCCCGUGCGCUUCUUUCAAAGAGUUUUGAGUGAACACGCGCUCCUUCAGAGGCUGAGAGAAACCAUCAGAUGACCGGCUGAUGCGCUGCUUUUCUGCUGACAUCAAAUUAGUGCGGAGCAGUCAGCAGACGUGUGGCGAAACGAUCGCAAACCCGUGCGUAAUUGCCGCGCCUUUUCUCCUCUCGGUUUGUCAGUGACACUUGAUUUGCACGAAGCGCAUUAAAACGAGCAGACUGAUCGGGGAUAAAGAUGUCAACGAUCAGAAUGGUCUCAUCGUUGCUGCUGCUGGUGCUCAUACAGUCCGGCGCUCGUUGCGCACGGAGGUUCAGGGGUGGCCGUAACCCGCAGCCGCGACGCGCGCCACCGCCUCCCACGUACCGGGCGGACCGGGGCGAUACCACGGAGAGCUUCCCUCUGGAUUUCACCGCCGUGGAGGAGAACAUGGAUAACUUCAUGACGCAAGUGAAGAACCUUGCGCAGUCGCUUUAUCCGUGCUCGGCGCAGAAGCUCGACUACGACAUGAGACUGAACUUUUUGGAGAAUACAUCAGUCACCUGUAACGACGGCAGUGCCGCGGGGUACUACCUGAAAGAAUCUCGAGGCAGUAGACGGUGGUUGAUAUUCUUAGAGGGCGGUUGGUACUGCUUCAACAAACAGAACUGUGACAGCCGCUAUGAGACCAUGAGAAGAUUGAUGAGCUCAUCCCAGUGGCCCCAGACCAAAACAGGCACGGGGAUCCUGUCUCCACUGCCUGAGGAAAACCCUCACUGGUGGAAUGCCAACAUGGUGUUCGUCCCAUACUGUUCCAGCGAUGUGUGGAGCGGCACCGCAGCCAAAACAGAGCAAAGUGGCUAUGCCUUCAUGGGCUCGUUGAUUAUUGAGGAAGUUGUGAAGAAUCUGCUCGACAAAGGUCUGGAAAAUGCCAAAGUUCUCCUGCUCGCUGGAAGCAGUGCGGGUGGUACUGGGGUCUUGCUGAAUGUGGACCGUGUGGCAGAGCUGCUGGAGGGACAGGGCCACACUGGGAUACAUGUGCGAGGCUUAUCUGAUUCUGGCUGGUUCUUAGACAACAAACAGUACCAUUGCACCGACUGUGUGGACACUGUCGGUUGUGCUCCCACAGAGACCAUCAAGAGAGGCAUCAAGUACUGGGGCAGUAUAGUGCCGGAGAAGUGCAAGCAGACCCAUGAAGGCCAGGAGUGGAACUGUUUCUUUGGAUACAGAGUAUUUCCAACAAUAAAAAGUCCAGUGUUUGUGGUUCAGUGGCUGUUUGAUGAGGCCCAGCUGACUGUUGACAACAUCCAGUUAACUGGCCAGCCUGUGCAGGAAGGCCAGUGGCGCUACAUCCAAAACCUUGGCAUUGAGCUGAGGAACACACUGAAAGAUGUCCCAGCUAUGUUUGCUCCAGCGUGCCUAUCACAUGAAGUCAUCACGAGAAAUUACUGGAUCGACGUGCAGGUUAAAGGCACCUCUUUGCCCAGGGCGCUGCAUUGCUGGGACCGCAGUCUCCAUGACAACAGGAAUAACAAGGCUCCACCCAAAGGCUGUCCUGUGCACUUGAUUGACAGCUGCCCAUGGCCACAUUGCAACCCGACCUGCCCCACCAUCAGAGACCAGUUCACAGGACAGGAGAUGAACGUCAUUCAGUUCCUCAUGCACAUGGGCUUUGAUGUGCAGAAGAUGGCCCAGCAGCAGGGCAUGGACCCCAGCAAGCUACUGGGCAUGCUCAGCAGUGGCAGCUAAAGUGACGCAUGCACACACAGUACCUGAAAGCUAAGCCUGAUCAGGGCUCGCUGGUCUCUCUGGCCAGUCUCCCACGGCAAUACCUCCAAAAUACCCGUUCCCAUUAACAACCUCAUCGUUCUACCCAGCCUGCACCUGGCUACCCUCCGAACGCCUGCUUACCCAAAACCUCCAUCUGACAUUUUAUCCUAUAACCGCUUUCACUCACAAAGUAAUUCACCAAAGGUGACACGGUGCCAAUAUGCAAUAGUGACGAGGCAUAACUCUCCCCCAUGCUCCACUUAAAUAAUCUUUGGCUUUGUAAAAGAAAUUUCAUGAAUGUAAUUCACUUUCAAGGAGGGUCAAUAACAUUUUUGUUUAAAUUAUUAUUAAAAAAAACAGAUUAGCCAGUGUUAAAACACAAAUUUCUACAUUUAGUUAAAGGACCAUGCUGGCAAUUUUGAUGCUUUAAUGCAAUAUAUUAUUAUAUAUAACAAUAUACAGUAUAUAUUCAAAUACUAUUACUAUUAAUACUAAUACUGUACUAUUUUCAAACCAUAUAACUGGAACAGAGAAGUUAAAGUUGCCUUUUCUCUAUACUACUAGGUUCAAAUCAAUUUACUGAUCUUUUGAAUUUCAGCUCAGAAAUAAAUAAAUAAAUAUAGACCACUAAUACAGUUUAAAAAAUAAUUUGUUAUGGAUAAUUGUUUUAUUCCACUUAUUUGAUUUAGAAAAUGUCUGCAGGUAACAUAAAGGGCUUGAAUACACAGCACGGUUUCAGGCACUCUGCAGUUUUGAUAAAAGUGCAGUGUUUGAUGUUUUUCAAUUCUGUAAUCAAUGAGCAAAAAUACAUUGAAAUUAGAUUUCAUUACAAUUACCAAUUAUCAAAUUACAAACCUUGUUUAAUUAAAAAACUUAAAACACUGAUUUCUUUUUAAAUGUGCUGCUCAAUGACACGACAGGCAGUUAUAACUCAAAUUAUAAAUACAAGCUGACUUUUUUUACAAAUUCACCUAUGUAAUCAACAACAAGACUCAGAUGUGCACUAUAAAAGCCAGAUUGGACCAGAUUUUACUUUUUAAUUUUUGAUAACUGAUCAAGUAAUUUUUCCCAAUAUUGGACUGAAACUAAUACAUUAUUUUGGAUCGACACACCCCUAACAGCAACAACAACAACAACUAAAUAAGUAAAUAAAUCACAUACACAUUCUACAAAUUUGUUUUAAAUAUUAGACAUUUAAUAAACUUUCACUACUUUAAAAAACUUUUGCACAAUACUUUAUAUUGUCCAACAACAUCAAAAUGCCUUUUUUGAUGCUUUAAAGUGGAUGGCUUUUUGUGUACUCACUAUAGAGUGUAAGGGUAUCAAACUACCAACCUGGGAGUCAAACAAACAAGCAAAAACAAAGAGACACUCCAUAAAUCUUUUUUUUUUUUUUUUUCUGGAUCAGGGUAACCUGGACAGUAACCCCUAGAUCAAGUGAGUUUGAGGCCCCAGAUAUAAGAUUAUUCAAAACAUUUUAUAGUCAGAUUACAUUGUUCAUCAUGCAAUAAUGUUUAUCAAGGUAACAACAGGGGCAUGUGAUAAGGUAAGAAAAGCACUGGAUUAUAAAGAGAUACAAAGAUAUUCUGGAUUUGACUCUGCAGCAGUGGUUGGACAAUGGAAAGAAUGAUAAAAAAAAGACAGCACAACCAAAUCCAGAGAAGACAUC